CUUUGAUUGCUGCCACAAGAGCGGGUAUUUAAUUUAGUCGUUCUGGGUGAUGACGGACAGCAGACUAAGAAACCUAACGAUCAAGACCAAUGUGGUUAAGCGCAUCAUGAAAGAUAAGACCAAGUAUGAGGAAGAGAUUGUUAAGCAGACUAAAAUUGUAGAAAAUAAAGUCGCUGCACAAGCUGAUGUAUAUGAAAUAAAAAUGGCGAAAGCAGUUUUGGAAGAAAAUGAGAGGAUGAUUCCUGAUUGCGUAGUACGAUUGAAAAAUGCUAUCAAAAAGCUUGAGAGCUGCGCUGAAGAGUGUGAAGAGGAAUUUAGCGAAACAGAAGAAUACCAAAAAGCAAAGGCAUUACUCCAAGAAUGCUCAGAAAUUUGUGCUUGUAAAUGA
Messenger RNA from Trichobilharzia szidati, 388 nucleotides. The record is from the annotation of a GenBank genome assembly. Lineage: Eukaryota; Metazoa; Platyhelminthes; Trematoda; Strigeidida; Schistosomatidae.